This is a messenger RNA of Zygotorulaspora mrakii, 804 nucleotides long. It is a transcript of the gene ORA1, whose product is annotated as oxidoreductase. The record is from RefSeq and is a predicted model, not a curated record. The transcript has a single exon. Bases 1 to 804 code for a protein of 267 amino acids. NCBI's taxonomy places the organism in Eukaryota, Fungi, Ascomycota, Saccharomycetes, Saccharomycetales, Saccharomycetaceae. Gene Ontology annotation, molecular function: oxidoreductase activity. Gene Ontology annotation, cellular component: cytosol.
AUGUCCCAGGGAAGAAAGGCUGCUGAAAGACUAGCUGGAAAAACGAUCUUUAUUACCGGUGCAUCAGCCGGUAUUGGUCAAGCUACAGCGUUGGAAUAUUUGGAUGCUUCAAAUGGUAAUGUUAAAUUAAUUCUGGCAGCUAGAAGAUUGAACAAGUUGGAGGCAAUCAAGGAACAGAUUGAGAAGGAUUAUCCGGCAGCAAAAGUAUAUGUGGGUGCUUUGGAUGUUACCGCAACUGACAAGAUCAAACCAUUUUUGCACAGCUUGCCAGAGGAAUUCAAGGACAUCGAUAUUCUGAUUAAUAAUGCUGGUAAGGCAUUGGGAAGCGAUCUUGUGGGUACUAUUUCAGCAGAGGAUAUUCAGGGUAUGAUCGAUACUAAUGUGACCGCUUUAAUAAACGUUACACAGGCAGUGCUUCCGAUUUUCAAGGCCAAGAAUUCUGGUGAUAUUGUAAAUUUAGGAUCUGUCGCUGGUAGAAACCCGUACCCAACCGGUGCAAUUUACUGCGCAACAAAGCAUGCAGUCAGAGCCUUCACACAAAGUUUAAGACAAGAAUUAAUCAAUACAAAUAUCAGAGUAAUUGAAAUUGCCCCUGGUAAUGUCGAAACUGAAUUUUCGUUAGUUAGAUACAAAGGUGAUCCUGAUAAGGCCAAGAAAGUCUAUGAAGGUACCACUCCGUUAUAUGCGGAUGACAUCGCGGAUUUGAUCGUGUAUACUACCUCCAGGAAACCAAAUACGGUUAUUGCGGAUGCCCUAGUAUUCGCAACUAACCAAGCAUCAGCGUAUCACAUCCAUCGUGGUUAG